UUGACAACAGUUGACAACGAGUCUAUUCCGUUUAAAGGUUUUGAGAGUGUAAAAAAUUUACGUGGCUUGUUCUGAUCUUUUUGUAAACCUGACGAGCUCUUUGCUAUUAUAGUACAUGAUAGCAUGUCACAUUGGGUUGGGGGCCCGGCCCGGUUCAAUAGAUCCAACCGGGCAUCGAAUUUUGGCCCGAAAAAGACUCAACGGCCUAUUCACUACUAUUCAAUUAAUUUGUACAAUUGAGUAUUAUAUUAGAAGAUCCAAAACUUGUAAAUGUUCACAUUUAUCAAAUUUAUUACUACAUACCUAUUUUUCAGAAGCAAAUAUGAAUUCUCCGGAAUAUUCAGAAGAAUCUUUGCCUAAAAAGAAAGCCAAAAACGAUUACUUUGAUAAUUUACAACCGAUUUCAUCAAAUCCUCACAAUUUUAAUCAAAUAAAUUUAACAGAAAAUUUGCUUACUAAACCGGGUUUUUACUAA
Molecule: messenger RNA, 475 nt
Organism: Meloidogyne enterolobii
Lineage: Eukaryota; Metazoa; Nematoda; Chromadorea; Rhabditida; Meloidogynidae
Source: the annotation of a GenBank genome assembly